Molecule: messenger RNA, 1496 nt
Organism: Hordeum vulgare subsp. vulgare (domesticated barley)
Lineage: Eukaryota; Viridiplantae; Streptophyta; Magnoliopsida; Poales; Poaceae
Product: aspartic proteinase nepenthesin-1-like
Exons: 1
Coding region: 1-1272 (423 amino acids)
Cellular component (GO): extracellular region
Source: RefSeq, a predicted model, not a curated record
AUGGCAGCUACUGCUUGGUCGCUUGUCCUAGUUCUGGUCCUCCUGGUGGACUCAUCCGUCGAGCAGAAUCCCAAGAUCGUCAAGUGGAAUGCCCAAAUAAUAUCGACAGUCCACAGCUUCGGCUACCUCAUCUUCGACCUCUCCGUCGGCACGCCGCCGCAGACCCUCUCCUUGGUCCUCGACAUCACCAGCCAGCUCGUCUGGGCGCAGUGCCGCGAACAAGGCCUCACGCUAGCGCCCACCUUCGAGCCCGAUCGCUCCUUGUCACCCGUCGGCUGCGACGACAGCGCUUGUCAGAACCUCAUCCCCGGCUACAACUGCACCGUCGGCGGCGACGAGCAGUACUGCAAGUACCGGCGCGGCGCCAUGUCCGGCUACCUAGCCACGGAGACGUUCAGCUUCGGGACAACGUCCGUGAGCGGCAUGGCGUUCGGCUGCAGCGACAACGUCACGGUGUGGGGCCUCAACGGCGCCUCCGGCUUCGCCGGGUUCAGCAGAGGGGCCCUCUCCCUCGUGUCCCAGCUCGGCGUCUCCAGGUUCUCCUACUUCAUCGCGCGCGCCGGCGAUAACAACGCCGACCACAACAGCUACCUCAGCUUUGGCGACGUGGACGCCGCGCCGGCCAUGGGCAACAACAGCACGCCGCUGCUGGCGGCCAUGAAGAACCAGGAAAGUCAUCUCUACUACGUCAAUCUCACCGGCUUUCAGGUAGACGGCGAGCUCCUUGCCGCGGUCCGGGCGGAGACCUUCGCCGUCCGGGAAGACGGCUCCGGCGGGGUGUUCCUGAGCACCACCCUGGCGGUCACCUUCAUCCAGGAGUCAGCAUACAAGGUCGUGAGGAAGGAGCUGGUGAGCAGGAUCCGGUCCCAGGGCGUAGCUCCGGUGGACGAGACGGCCGACGACGACCUGUGCUUUCUGACGGAGGAGUUCCACAAGGUGAAGGUUCCCAGUCUGGCGCUGGUGUUGGACGGCGCAGGCGCGGCCAUGGAGCUCAGUGUCGACAACUACUUCUUGGUGUACGGGGAUGAGCAGACGUGCCUCACCAUACUGCCGUCGCCGACUGGCCGGUCCGUCCUCGGCAGCCUGCUGCAGACGGGCAGGACGAUGACCUACGACAUCCAUGACGACAAAGGCGGCCGGCUGACAUUUGAGCCCGUGGUGGCAGAUGCCCCGGCGCCGGCGGAUGCGGGAGCCACCGUAGUGCUGCUGGCGCAUCCGUUGGUCGUGAUCACAUUCACAGCCACUCUUGUGGCCUGGGUGGUCGUCUUCUAGGCUAGCUAGCUGUAGAUCAAGCGCCAAUAAUCCUCUAGCCGUGUGUUAAUUAGUCUGUCUGUCACGUCACUUUAGCCGUGUGUUAUAUAGUGUUAAUGAGUAUGUCUGUCACGUCACUUUAUCUGUAUAUGUGUGUUACUUACCAAGCAACCUAUAUAUCAUAGCUAGAGAGGAUUCAAGUCUUGUUGUCUUUUGCUCUAGGCAUGCAUUAUAAUCUCGGGCGU